Molecule: messenger RNA, 987 nt
Organism: Clavispora lusitaniae ATCC 42720
Lineage: Eukaryota; Fungi; Ascomycota; Pichiomycetes; Serinales; Metschnikowiaceae
Biological process (GO): inner mitochondrial membrane organization
Cellular component (GO): mitochondrial inner membrane
Source: RefSeq, a predicted model, not a curated record
AUGCAACUGAGAAGCUUACUAAGAAAAAUAAAUAGUUCACAUGGCCGUUUCUUCAGUGGCGUGGCCAAGCCUGUUAUUGACAUGACAAACAAACUGCUUCCUCUUUCAACUGGUAACGGGCCAUUUGUUGAACUUCCCACAGUUAGGCCAAUCGGAGAACCAGGAACAUUGUUGAAGAUUCAACUUCCACAAUCAUCGAUACUAAAUAUUAGAACCACGUCUGUCAGUGCUGUGAAUGGAAAUAUUAUGGAUGUGUCGAGUGAGCCGCAACUGUUGACUGAAGAUUUGCAGUUUCACAAAGUGAGUCUGACGUCGCCAAUGUCCUUGCUUGUAUCUGGGACAGCAUCUGGGUCUAACAAUUACUCAUUGAUUGAUGUGAAAAAAGGAGACAAGUGGGAAUUGGCAGACGUCGAUAAUCUAGUUGCAUGGUCCGGUUACGACUUAUCGGUGACACCUAAAAAGACUGGGGUCAGAACAUCUUUGCUUUGUGAGGGGAAGGGGUUUUUGGUAGUCAAUGGCUACCACAAUGUACUUGAUGUGACUGUUGAAGAAAACGAGCUGAUCCUCUUGAGCCCUAGUGCUCUCAUUGCAUCCAAUGUCCACUUAGAUACAACUUCAAAACUUGGCACAACACAGUAUGAAUUCUGGAAAUUGAAUGUGGGAAAAGUUACGGUGCCACAUGCCGUGCUGUCAGCCUUUGCGAGCAUGUAUAGACGUCUCAGCGACGUUUAUUCUCGGGCAAAAGUAUCUAUACGUACUUCCCUAGGGUUGCUGCGUGAUAUAGAAGGGAAGUUCCUUUACGUCUUGGAAAAGGUAAAGGACGCACAGAAAUGGCUAAGUCUUACAAUUAAGUGUCAUGUUUUCAACAGAGCGCCACUUUUUUACGUUGUGAAAGGUCCGGCAAGAGUGUUAAUGGUGGAUAAAAGUCAGCUUCCUAACACGAUGAAUUUUACGAAGACACAAAUUGUGGAGCAGUCGCGAUCGUAG